Messenger RNA from Astyanax mexicanus (Mexican tetra), 3704 nucleotides. It is a transcript of the gene syngr2b, whose product is annotated as synaptogyrin 2b. Gene Ontology annotation, cellular component: neuromuscular junction; synaptic vesicle membrane. The transcript is spliced from 4 exons. NCBI's taxonomy places the organism in Eukaryota, Metazoa, Chordata, Actinopteri, Characiformes, Acestrorhamphidae. Bases 115 to 882 code for a protein of 255 amino acids. The record is from RefSeq and is a predicted model, not a curated record.
AAACGAUUCGCUGACGAGUGGAACAAAACCCACCCAGCGACGUUUCCUCUGUCAGGAGCUUCGGCUGUGUUUACCGGGGAGAAGCGCUGAGACUCGGCCGCAGUUUGUGAAAAGAUGGAGUCCGGAGAGACCAGCGUGUACGGAGCUUCUUUAGCCGGCGGGAGCUUCGACUUCGUGAAGUUUAUCAAGCAGCCGCAGACGAUUCUCCGAGUCCUGAGCUGGGUGUUUUCCAUUGUGGUUUUCGCCACCAUUACAGCUGAAGGCUAUGUGAAUCCCCCAAACCAUUCUCAAGUGGUGUGUGUGUUCAACAAGAAUGAUGGAGCAUGCCACUAUGGAGUGGGCAUUGGGAUCAUCGGCUUCCUCGCCUGCGUGGGCUUCCUUAUGGUUGACAUUUAUCUCCCCAUGAUGAGUAACGCCCAGGAGAGGAAGCGUGUGGUGACAGCAGACCUGGUGUUUUCAGCUGCCUGGACAUUUCUGUGGUUCGUGUGUUUUUGUGUCUUGGCUAAUCAGUGGGCAAACACAGUUGACGUCAAUGGCAUUCCCACUGACGCUGUACACGCCAUAAUUGCCUUCUCCUUCUUCUCCAUUGCCACCUGGGGUGCACUGACGUAUUUGGCCCUGAUGAGAUUUCGUCAGGGUGUUGGAGAGGUCUCCCAGAACUACGGAGAAUCCGCUCCGGAUCAAACCUCACAAUACCCCACAUCUUACGUCCCUCCUGAUCAUAAUUCUACGUACCCUGCAACUACGUACCCUGCAACUACCUACCCUGCAUCUGCUUAUCCCUCCUUUCCCCCCGGCCGUCCAGACAUCUACCAGCAGCCCCCCUUCGUAACCAAGCAGGAGCCAAUGGGGGACAGUGACUACCAGCCCCCAGCCUACUGAUACAAAGCUACAAGAAAAGGGACAUUUCAAUGGCCUGUUCACAUGACACAGAGCAAGGGAGGGGCCUGAUAGAGCAGCCAAUGAGAGCUCCUGUGCGUUGACUGGCCCUGGCACUUCUUGAUGUUGAUUGGUUGGAAUUAUUCUUUUGCAUUUGUUUGGAGAAAGACAGCCUUUCUUUCUGAAAACUGUUGAAUGUUUUUUUGUUUUCUUUUUUUUUUAUGUUUUAGCCUAGCGAUGAUGAGCACCGAUUGCACAAAUGGUGUCUAUAUAUAAUAUGAGUCAUUGUGAAACUGCUGAUGUCAGAGCAGGCUGUUACUGCUCUUAGCUCACACUGUUCCGAUGUGUUUUUGUUGACCUUAUUUCAACAGUGUGGCAGUUUAACUGAGAAAACCUCGUGAGGUUUGUGCCAUUACCCGAAGCCUUAUGGCCCAUAGAGUUAAAUCGCCUGCUUGCGUUUAACUUUGCCAACCAGUAAAAGCUGCACUGUCCAGCUGCACCCUUACAAAUUAAGGUGCUACAAAGAGUUCUUUGAGUGUUAAAAGCACCAGUAUGUGUUGUAUAAAUAAACAUGUUUGUAAAAGAUAUAUAUAUUUUAUAUAUCUUAUAUUCAUUCAAUAGUUUCACAUUCAAGUGCUCUUCUCAAUUGUAAAAUAAAGCAGUGGCCUUCACUGCUGGAAACAAAGCCAUAUUUCAUUUAUAUUUAAUUAGAAAUGCUCAUAGUUUUGGCGUUCUCGUUCCAAGCUCAAAUAUGAAUGAAUAAUGGUGUUUUUAGAGAGGAAAUCCCCAUGCUGUGGUGUUUUUAACUAAGAACAUGACAAAGAACCACUUUUGUUGCAGAUGCGGUGUGUGUGUUCACAGAAAGUUCUGCAUUUCCCCAUGAAAUGAUUUAUUCACACCAUCAAAAAUACCCUCAUCCUCACCCUCGUCCUUAAACUUUUACUCAGUAUUGUUCCACGGCUGUGUGUUUGUGUUGUUUCACAUACUGUGUCUCAGGCCUUUACUUGCCACUGUGUUAGCACACUGCCCUCAGGCUAAUUCUGCUGUGCUCUUAGCAUUACAGGUUUACGGUCCCGUUUUGCAGGACACAUUUUCACACAUGCACAGAAGGCCAGAACUUAUGUCCUGGAACGAAAAUGUCCAUAUCAGUUGUGUUGGACAUUAGCCAGAUUUUAUCCUGUCAGAGAGUGGUGUGUAUUAUUGGUCCAGAAUUUAAAAAUAUCUUCCAGGAUUUUUUGUUGAUAAUUAAGUUUGAGUUAUCAUACAAUAUGUGGAAUAAUCCUCUAUCAUUUUUGUUGGUUUUUAUUAACUAAGGUUAUAUAUUUAAUAUAUUAUAUAUGAUAUAUUAUUAUUAUUAUUAUUAUUAAAUAUAUAUUUAUAAAAAUAUAUCAACAUUAUUAAGUUUAUGGACUUUACAAUAAGCUUGUCAUUUCUAUUGUCUGAGAAUGUAUUAUUUCUAAAAAACAUAAAUUAACAGCUUUGCACAAACAGAAUUUGUGUAAAACUGGUUGACUAUUUUGUAAUCUAAAAAGUAAGGCUCCAGUGAAAGUGCAUAGAUAGUACUAUAGGUUCCGCUUAGUUCACCCUGCUGUUAAAUCAGUACUGUAAGCUAACAUGCAAAUAAAAUUAGGAAAUUCCAAAAUGCAAAGUUUAAAAAUCAAAAUUUAAUUAUAUUGACUGUCUGCUGCAUUUUUCAGACCUGUUGGAGAAAUAUUUUAACACAAAUUAAGGCCUUUUGUUAUAGAAUCUGCAGAUAACCAGUAUACAUUUCAACUUCUAUGUCUAAAUAUUCCAAAGAAUUAAAAGUGCAAUGCUUGUGCAAAAGGAAUGAUUGCAUUAUUACGCUACUAUAUUAACAGUGUAUUGAUGAUAUGAUCUUAAUAUGAGAAUAUAUUGUUUAUCACAAUUAUCUCUAGGACAGCAUAUCAUCCUAAAAGAAAAUUAUUUAAGUUGGUGACACGGCUAGGACAGAACCAUCUAGACAGUUAAAACAAAAUCCUGGAAUAGAUUUUUAUUUUCUGACCCCAGUACAGUGUUCUCAAACCUUAUUUGAGAGGCCUACUGUCCUGCAUCCUGUAGUACUUUACCUGCUUCAACACAUUCACUUUAACUUAAUCACUGGCUGCUAAUGAGCUGAUUAUUUGGAUCAGGUGUGUUGGGAGCAAAGAAAGUGCUGAAAAGUGCAGGACAGUGAGCCUAAAGGACCUGGGUGGACAUGAAUAUCUCUGACUGUACACUGCAUGUGUGAAAUUGUGACCCCACCUAAUGUCUGGACCUGAUUCUACAGAGUUCUUUUGAAUAAAAAUGACAUAAGAUAUAUCAAGUCAUUAAUUACCAGCAGGUCUGCACAGCAACAUGUUUUGGCCCAGUCUUGUCAGCUUUGUUGUUAAAUAGAUAGCUAGCUUUGUUUUAAGAUUGUUUUUAUUUAUCUGGUAUUUUAGACUAAUUUUUGCUAUUGGAAUAAAACCACUUAAAAAAACACUGUAACAAACUACUCAUAGUUUUAAUGUGCCUUUAAUUUGAGUUUCUUUUUACAUUCUAGGUAGUAUUUGAAAUUGAAUUUGGGUCUAAUAUAGAUGUUUUUACAAUCUGAUGCCUUUCUUUCUGGGAUAUGGGUGUUAUUAAAUCUACUGCUGUUUGUGUUUUUUUUUUUUAGGUUUUUUACUGUAAUGGAUUUUUAACACUGGUUUGACGUUUAACACGUGAAAUUGCACUUGUUAUGAACAUGUAUGAACUGCUUAAAAUGCCAAAUGUCCACACAAGAUGAUGUGUAUUGUAACAGGGAAGGAAAAAUAAAAACAAAUUGCUUUUGACAAAAAUGAAAA